This is a messenger RNA of Penicillium subrubescens, 1488 nucleotides long. Its product is annotated as alpha-mannosyltransferase. Gene Ontology annotation, biological process: mannan biosynthetic process. The coding region runs from base 1 to 1488 and encodes 495 amino acids. Gene Ontology annotation, molecular function: alpha-1,2-mannosyltransferase activity. The transcript has a single exon. The record is from RefSeq and is a predicted model, not a curated record. Gene Ontology annotation, cellular component: Golgi apparatus. Lineage: Eukaryota; Fungi; Ascomycota; Eurotiomycetes; Eurotiales; Aspergillaceae.
AUGAUUGUCCCGCGGUCCUGUCUGCGUAUUCGCACUCUGUUCACCGCGCUAUGCCUCGCAUCGCUAUUCAUCUGGACCCUCUCUCGCUGGCACUCCGAGUCUCCAACCUCCCUGCCCAAUUGGGGCCCCGCGUCAUCCCCGAAUGACCCUCCGGACCUGACAGAUGCCCAUCAGAAGUUCUGGUGGACAUUCCACGGGUAUCUCGAGAAAUACGCGCCAGGCACAAUGCCAAUCUUCGAGUAUGAGAAAGCCCCGACGGAGCGAUUCAACCCGGACGAUACCCGCGCACGACCAAACUAUCUCAGCGUGGACGACGAAGAUAUCACCGCGAUCAAAACUGCGCAUACGGGCUUCGUGGCUGCUAUCACGGGGGAAGACUCUGCACCGACUCUGCCCUAUAUCGCCGGCACAAAGGGCAUAGUCUCGACUGCGGGAGGCGUUUACCUGCCCGUGCUGGUGAUAUCUCUGCGCAUGCUUCGACGGACAAACUCAACGCUACCGAUGGAAGUCUUCCUCGCCGACGAAGACGAAUACGAAGAAUACAUCUGCGACGUGGUCCUCCCAUCGCUAAACGCGCGAUGCAUCGUCCUCUCGCGCAUUCUCGCCGCCGCGCCCGCAAGGAUAGAAAAAUACCAAUUCAAGCCCUUCGCCAUGCUAUUCUCCUCCUUCGAGGAAAUCCUCUUCCUAGAUGCAGACGCCUUUCCCCUCGGCAAACCCGAAACGCUCUUCCACGCAGACCCCUUCCGCUCCAUGGGCCUGGUAACAUGGCCCGAUUUCUGGGGGUCAACUGUGUCCCCGCUGUUCUACGAGAUUAUCGGUACGGCUGCGCCGCCGCUCGCUUUGCGCCACUCUACGGAGUCUGGCGAGGUUUUGGUGUCGAAAAAGACGCAUGCGCGUACACUUCUUCUCGCGACGUAUUAUAAUUAUUGGGGUCCGUCGCAUUACUGGCCGCUUCUCUCGCAGGGUGCUGCUGGUGAGGGCGAUAAGGAGACUUUCCUUGCGGCUGCGACGGCUAUGCAGCAGCCUUUCCACCAGGUUAGUGAGCCGAUUGUCGCGCUGGGACAUCGCAAGGAUAAAACGGGUGGGUUUGCGGGGUCGGCGAUGGCGCAGUUCAAUCCUAUCCAGGAUCAUGACCUGGUUCAGAGAGGAAAGUCGCGUGUGCGUGGUGAUGAUGCUCCCCAGCCAGAUGUAUUCUUCAUCCACGCCAAUUUCCCCAAGUUCAAUCCCGCCACGGUCUUCGAGGAACAUGAAGUCAAUCCAGCUUUCAAUGAUGAAGGGGAGUACACGCGGGCGUGGACGAUCCCGGAAGAAGUUGUGGGUAGAUUUAGCCAGAAAGAGGAUGUCGAAAAGGCGUUUUGGAAGGAGGUUAAGUGGACAGCGUGCGAGUUGGAGGAAAAGUUCGUUACAUGGCAGGAGUAUAGUGGGAUCUGCGACCGCGUCUCGGAUUACUGGCAGAAUAUCUUCGAGUGGAAGCCGUUGCCGACGUGA